UCUUAUUUUUAUGAUGUUUUAUAAUUGUUUUAUUGAUGUGAUAUUUAAAUGAUUAUUUAUGCUUGGCUUUUUGGAAAAGAAAAACUUUUUUGUGUGUGUUUGACUUCUGUAGGUUUGAUUUCGUUUAAGGAAUCAAUCAUUUUGGGCAUCUGUGUGUGUACCCGGCUCGAAUUUCCAGGAAAACGCAGAGGGACUCGGUGUAGGGAGUUAAACGGAAUCAGUUUGAUUUGUAACAUUUAUUGAUCAGUUCGUGGAGUUGAUCAGCUGGUAUUCGAGAUGAGCGCGUGCCUGAUGGAACAGUAUGAGGAGAAGGUGCGUCCGUGCAUCGACCUGAUCGACUCUUUGCGCGCCCUCGGUGUGGAGAAGGACCUCGCGCUGCCGGCCAUCGCCGUGAUCGGAGACCAGAGCUCGGGGAAGAGCUCGGUGCUGGAGGCGCUGUCCGGAGUCGCUCUGCCCCGGGGGAGCGGUAUUGUGACAAGAUGUCCACUCGAGCUGAAGAUGAAGAGAAGCAGGAAAGAAGACUUCUGGCAUGCAAAGAUCAAGUAUGAGGAUAAAGAGGAAGAGAUAAAAAAUCCAGCAAAGGUUGAGGAACUCAUUAGAGAAGCUCAAAAUGAAAUAGCUGGUAAUGGCAUGGGCAUCAGUGAGAAGCUCAUCAGCCUGGAGUUAACAUCAACUCAGGUUCCUGACCUCACACUCAUCGACCUACCUGGUAUUACCCAUGUAGCAGUCAAAGACCAACCAGAGGACAUCGGAGACAAAGUUAAAAAACUGAUCAAAAGGGUGAUCACAAAGCAAGAAACCAUCAUCCUGGUGGUGGUGCCAUGUAACGUGGACAUUGCCACUACUGAAGCACUGAAGAUGGCUCAGGAAGUUGAUCCAAAUGGCGAGAGAACCCUGGCCAUCCUAACGAAGCCUGACCUGGUGGAUAAAGGCACGGAGGAUGUGGUGGUGUCUAUCAUCAAUAAUGACCUCGUUUACCUCAAUAAAGGCUACAUGAUUGUUAAGUGCAGAGGACAGCAGGAGCUUAAGGAUUGUCUCUCUUUGUGUGAGGCGAUCGAGAAUGAGAAGGACUUCUUUACAGAUCACCCAUAUUUCAGAAAACUAUAUGACCAAGGAAAAGCCACGAUUCCCAACCUGGCUCAGAAACUCACACUGGAACUCGUUCUUCACAUCGAGCGAUCUCUGCCACAGCUGGAAGAGCAGAUCAUGGUAAAGUUGGCAGAAACUCAAGCUGAACUGCAUAGCUUUGGCCCAGGGCCUCCUACAGAACCGGAACAAAUGAUCUACCUCCUGACAGACAAAAUCACUGCAUUUACUCAGGACGCCAUUAAUCUGGUGAUUGGAGAGGAGGUAAAGUGCAUGCCAUAUUAUAACAUCUUCCCACUUCUGAGGAAGCAGUUUGCUCUCUGGAAGAAUGACCUAGACAAAGUGGGAGAGAAUUUUGAUAAGAGAAUUGAGAAAGAACUGCAGGUGUAUGAGGAAAAACACAGAGGCAGGGAAUUGCCUGGAUUCUUAAAUUUCAAGACCUUUGAGGUUUUUCUGAAGGAACAGAUCAAGCUAUUGGAGGAACCUGCCAUCAGGAAAAUGGAGGAGGUCGCAGAUGUCGUUCGGAAACAGUUCAUCCAACUGGCUCAUUCCAACUUUCCAAAUUUCCCCAACCUCCUCAAAAUGGCAAAGACCAAAAUUGAGAACAUAAGGCAGAUAAAGGGGUCAGAGGCUGAAUCAAUGCUGAGGACCCAGUUUAAAAUGGAGCUGAUGAUAUACACUCAAGACAGAAUAUAUAAGGAUCAUUUGCAACUAUUGAAGAUCAAGGAGGAAGAAGAAGAGCGGAAAAACUUUGGUGUGGCUCGCCCCCCAUCUAAAGGUUUAUAUGAUCACUCAGACAAUGAGGCCACUCUUGAGGAACUGGCGUGCCACCUGAGGUCUUAUUACUCAAUUGUGGGGAGGCGUCUGGCUGACCAGGUGCCACUGGUGAUCAGGUAUAUGGUGCUUCAAGAGUCAGCUGCACAGCUGCAGCGAGAAAUGAUACAGCUCAUCCAGGACAAAAAGAACAUUGAUGAGCUGCUGAAAGAAGAUAAUGAAAUGACCAGCAAACGGAACAACGUGAAAAGCCGCUAUAAACGUCUGAUGGAGGCCUGCACCUACCUGUCCAGGUUUUAGAACCAAAAAAUACUUAUAAAUAUAUAAUCUCCUUUGGUAUUUUAUACUUUGGUAAAUUAUACAAAAUUAUUAAGCAGAUUUUCUUAUGUUAUGGAAUUUUCAAGGAAACACAAAUUUCUGUUAAAUCAGUUUUUGACUAGAAUGUUCUUUCAUUUGAGUGGGUUUCUCAUUUAAAGGUCUCGGGUUUUACUUUUUAGGUUUUGAAGGUUUGGAUUUCUGUAUCUUAAACAUUCUGGGAAAAAAUUAUUACUAUCUGUUCUGGAAUAAUAAGGAUUAACUAGAAAAAAAAUAUAAAAUCCUCUGUAAAUCAA
Messenger RNA from Silurus meridionalis, 2471 nucleotides. Its product is annotated as interferon-induced GTP-binding protein Mx2-like. The transcript has 12 exons. Gene Ontology annotation, cellular component: microtubule; nucleus; membrane. Gene Ontology annotation, molecular function: GTP binding; GTPase activity; microtubule binding. NCBI's taxonomy places the organism in Eukaryota, Metazoa, Chordata, Actinopteri, Siluriformes, Siluridae. Bases 277 to 2160 code for a protein of 627 amino acids. Gene Ontology annotation, biological process: defense response to virus. The record is from RefSeq and is a predicted model, not a curated record.